This is a messenger RNA of Zootermopsis nevadensis, 2140 nucleotides long. RefSeq lists its product as uncharacterized. Lineage: Eukaryota; Metazoa; Arthropoda; Insecta; Blattodea; Termopsidae. The record is from RefSeq and is a predicted model, not a curated record.
CCGAGGCUGGUGAAAGGUUUCUGAGGGUGUAGAGUAGAGUUUAUUUACAUUCCAUAAAUCCUUCUUAGGACUCAACCAAAGGAUAUAGAACAUGUCAUUUCAUACAAUAUACAUAUACACUGGUGUGUUUACAAUCUUAUGAAAAACUGUGAUCCGUGCUAGUAAAGCUAGGAUUUUUAUCACUUAUUAUCUAACGUAUCUGAAGAGAGAACACGUAAAGCAUGGCGACAGAUAUUGAAACUUCUUCGUCAUCAGGUGACGAGGAACUUUAUUUAUAUAAUUUAAAACCUCCGUCUUGGAAACAGGAGAGAACAUCUGUGCAAGUAAUUGACAUCCAAAGCCCAGGAGGUCAUGGUUCCCAAAAUCCAACUUAUUCAACUAGAAACAAAGCCAAUAAUAUUGGUAAAGUUGUGUCAAGUGAAGAAAUGGAUACAUCUGAAUUACAAAACAUGAACUCUGCAUGGGAAAGUUGCGUUCACAUUCAGCAUUCAGCAUCAGAUGUUUUGAAGAAAGUCAGCAAUGGGAAAAUAAAGUCUGAUAUCACAGAAACUGCCAGUCCACCAUCAGUCAAGCCACAUGUUAGAAUGUCAGAUGAAUUUCAGAACACACAAGAUGUUGAAUGCCAGACAGUUUUGACUGGGGAAUUGUUAGAAGGCUUACAAAAGAGACAAGAUGUUGGGAGUCAAACCAUUGGUACUGGAGAUGUCAUCUCAUUGAAUCUGUACUAUGGUAACCUGUCUGGUUGCAAACUUGCCACCACUACUUGUGGCCCACUGAACAAGGGACUACACAGAUACACAACACUGAAUGAUAUUGAGAAAUGUAUAGAUGUUUUUCAAGGUAAUAUCACACAACUGUCUCAAACUGUAAGUUGCACUGUUGAGGUCAAAAGCAAGGGGAGACAGGUUAAUUAGGCUAAAAUUAAUGCUCAUGUUAAUGACAGUUGGUCUAACUCAUCACCACAAAAUUACUAGGUAUUAUACUUGUUUUUCACACAUUAUACUCUUUUACAUAAGUUUGUUUUUCUCUGUCCAUUGCAUUAGAAAUGGUUAUCAACACUAGUUUAUUUCUCUACAAAGUCAUGUCCAAUAUACACAACAAACUGUUUGAAUUAAUUUUUACAUUCAACAAAUGUUAAUAUUUUGUUUCAAUAUAAAAUAUUCAUAUUCUUUGGAAAUUUAUUUGUAGCAAUAACAAAUGAGUGCCACCUUUGUGGAUGUCAUUGAAAUUUUGCUGUCAUGCCUUGGUGGUACAUGACUUAGUUUUAUUAGCAUCCAAGGGAAAUUAUAAAACCCUUCAAUAGAUUACUCACCCAUUUGUUUAAUGUUUUUGAAAACUCACAAAAGGCAACUGAUGUCAUUAACAGACUGACUUAUCUUCAUGCUCACAUGAGAUAACUGCUACUUGAUGAAUGUCUUCUCUUGAAUGAAACUACUUCACUUGAAUAGAUUCUUCUGUGUUUGUAAAGAGAUCAAAAUCACAUGUCAAGGAAAUAUGGUGGACCUUCAAGAGUCUCCAACUUCCACCAUGCCAAGUCUCAUACUGUCAGCCACAAGGGCACAUGCAUUUCUAUGCUAUAUGACCUAUGGAAGCAUGUGGUCACCUUUGUCACAAUAGAUGUGGAUGAUGAUGCUCCAGGAAUUUAUGUUAGUACUGUAGAAUCACAGUACGGUCCUGUUCAUGAUGGAGUAUGACAUCACUGCAUGUGAUAUCCCAUCUUAAUGGGAAAUAUGUCUUAAUUCUGGUGAUUAUUUUGAGUGGGUACAGAUGCAAGUAUGCUGUGACAUUUGUUUCUGUUGGAGUCACUGUCUGUAGCAUGGACUGAAACUUUGAAAUUUCAGCUAUAAUGAAAUCUGAAUGUUCUGCCAUCAAUCAAAAAUGCCAUCCAUGUUUUGAUGGAUUUAUUUAACAUACUUUUUCAACUCUACAAGUUAUGUGGCAUUGAAUGGUAGGAUUAUUUGUGGAUGAUGAAUAGAAAAUAUUUAGAAAGCAGUGAUUGUGGCCUGUUUUAAUGUACUAUGAGACUGGAAGGAUAGAAAAAAACCACAAAAAUUUUCAGUGCAUAUAGCUGGUCUCCACACAAACUCAAAUCACACGACCUCCAGAAUACAAAGCAGGCAGUGGUAACAAUCAACCAUAA